This is a messenger RNA of Scleropages formosus (Asian bonytongue), 1764 nucleotides long. RefSeq names its product FKBP prolyl isomerase 1Ab (gene fkbp1ab). The transcript has 5 exons. Gene Ontology annotation, cellular component: cytoplasm; sarcoplasmic reticulum membrane. Gene Ontology annotation, molecular function: peptidyl-prolyl cis-trans isomerase activity. The coding region runs from base 220 to 546 and encodes 108 amino acids. The record is from RefSeq and is a predicted model, not a curated record. NCBI's taxonomy places the organism in Eukaryota, Metazoa, Chordata, Actinopteri, Osteoglossiformes, Osteoglossidae. Gene Ontology annotation, biological process: protein peptidyl-prolyl isomerization.
UGUAGGACCCGAUCUUACACGAUCUGCCGAGUACCGCGCUCGCUCUCGACCCCCGCGCCACAGCGCAGCCAACCCGAGCGGGUCACGUGGGUGGCGCUGCGAAAGGAGCCUGUCGGGGUUGCGCAUCGGGAGCGCGCUGCGGGAGGGUCGCGUCCACGCUGAGCUGCUGGAAGUCAGAGCAGAGGAACGGCAGGAUUCCGGAGCGGCUCGAGAGACAAAAUGGGCGUCGAGAUCGAGACAAUAACCCCGGGCGACGGAAGGACUUUCCCCAAGAAGGGCCAGACCUGCGUGGUGCACUAUGUCGGCUGCCUGACAGAUGGACGCAAGUUCGAUUCUUCCCGGGACAGAGACAAGCCCUUCAAGUUUAAGAUAGGAAAACAGGAAGUGAUUCGUGGUUGGGAGGAGGGGGUUGUUCAGAUGAGUGUGGGCCAAAGGGCCAGGCUGACCUGCUCUCCUGAUUUUGCCUAUGGAAGUAAAGGCCACCCAGGAAUUAUACCACCCAAUGCCACUCUCGUCUUUGAUGUGGAGCUGUUGGGCCUGGAAUGAAACACCCCUGCCCCUGGCUGUUCUUUUUUUGGUUGGCUUCUAUUUUGGGAACACAGAAAAGUUAAGAGAGUAAGCACUUGAUUCCAUAACAGGCUUGACUAUAUAGUUUCACUUUGGUCACAUUUAUUCAUAUAGAAAAAUAUGUAUUUGUGAGAGAUGGAUUUUGUUUCCUUCCACAUGUUUAUCUUUUAAAAAAUCUUUUGUGCCAUAACCUUAUAAACCUUGUGAAGUUCUUAAUCUUGAAUUUUACAUUGUGCGUAUUUGCUUUGUUUUGUAUAGAAAUUAAGUUGUGCAUGAUUGAGCAUAUACACAGAUAUACCAAUGAAACAUCACCAGUAAUAGUAAGAAAAAUGGAUAUUGAAUGCGUUAAUCUGAUGGUGUUUAAUAAGGCCACGAAUGAGCCAAGUUAGUAAGAUCAAACUUAAGGAAGGCAACGAAAAGCACAUUUUUUACACUUGAAUUAGGUAAGAGGCAGUGUGAUGAAUAUUAUUUUUUUAACAGUUCUUUUGGGAAAUGUUAAAACACAGGAAAUCCUAGCUUAAUGGAAAUAAAUGAAUAAGGUGAGCUAAUGGUAUGAAAUAGGAAGUCCUUUAAAAUACAUCAGUACCAAAAUGUCUGAUCUAAUUUCUGUUAGUGUAGAUCAUUUUGAAAUGCCAGCCUAAUUUCGAAGUGAUGGAUCCAUGGUUUUUUUCUUUUUUUUUCUUUUUUUUUUUUUAAAAAAAAAAAAAAAAAAAAACUUGAGUGGAAGUGAAUGCAGCUGUAACAGGUCAACGUGUCAUCUGAGAAUCUUUGAAGUUUCAUUUGUACAGUACCUUUCAAGGCAGACCAUACGUUCCAUUAGGUGAAUUAUGAUUUGUCUUAGUAAUAUCUGAAAAACCCAUUGGCCUGAGUAGUUGUUUUUAAUAUGUCCCAGUUUAUUUUUUUUGACCCACUUGCCAUUUUUUUCAGAUGCCAACUUUUUAUCUCGGAAAUACUGUAACAAAAAUGAGUGUCCCCAGGGGCACAACAUUGGUUAUGGUUUAUGGCAGAUGCAUUCUUUAUAUUGGUAAUCCUGAAGUCUGUUACGAGAUGCUGGUCAUCACUGCUCUCUACUUUAGUUUUCCAGUGUGGCAUGAAUGGUCCUGUACUGCGCUGUAUAUCUGUGUGCUAAAUUAAGUACGCAAGAACAACCAAUGAUGAAAUAAAAUUUGCUGUUGCAAUAAAGUGCUUUCUAUCAGA